GACAUUUUUCUAGUCCACGUGUCGAUAAAGCGAUAAGCUUUUAAAAUAGUGAGAAGAAGCUAAAAGAGAACUCAGGCGGUUUGGCUUCAUAUAAAGAUGGCUAUUGAGAUGUCCACCGUCGGCACUAAGCUAAAGCAAGCCUUCUCCACAGUAGACAUCAACACCAUUGUUGACCUAGCUCCUGAACCUAGUGACUAUAAGACAUAUGGUAUUCAUGUGGUCACCAUUGCGAUGGCAGUCAUGGAAUGCAUUGUGAAGAGAAGACGGAAUGACUGGCUCAACGAAGCCCUAGUAUGUCUCAUGCAUGUGCAUGCCUCUUUACCAGAUAUCUCCGACUCUUGGAACAAGCUGUAUGUAGAUCUGCUGGUGGAUAUCAAGGUCAAGGCUGUUAUGCAUCAACUGUUUUCCCUGGAUCUCGAUGAAUGUGACACUCUCGAUAUGGAAGCCAUUGCUCACAGCUACUUUGAUCCCACCUUGUUUAGCGGUGUGGAAGAACAGUCAGAGAAGGUAGAGUACACAGACAAGCACUCCUACUCAGCCAUCAUGCACAAGAUGGCCUACGAUGGCAUCACUGGGAUGAUAAAGUCGAAAGAGAACGUCACUAAAAUGAGGGAAGUCUUCAAGAACGAUAUAGGCCAUUUUGAGGAGAGGCUAAAAAAACUUUUGCGCAGCUACUUCCAGAUUGCCAGGAAUCACAUCCCUCCCCAAGUGAAAGAAGAGGUUGUUGAUGACCACCAGCCUGGGAAAGAUGCUCCAGCUAUCUCCCACCACCACACUGAAAGUAAUUCUUUGGUCAUGGACUCACCUGAAAAAUCAACUGAAAAAACUAUCACUGAAGUUGAAUCAUCCUUUAUCGGCUUGUGGAGCCCAAGAUCUAAACGAACCAGCUCAAUGGUAGCCAGGACCAAGAUACAGUGUACAUAUGACGAUCUCGAAUCAGACCAAGUUAGUUCUUCAAAUGAGGAUGAGCCAGACAGUGAAUUCUAUUUCAAUCUACCAGAAGCACUCCUUCAGAGCACUGCCUCACAACAGCCCAGCCAGCACAGCAACACGCAGACGUGUGACCAGGUUGGUGGUGAAGUCUCCAAAACUAAAACUGCACCCAAGUUCUUCUACGAGAGGAGUACACAAAGUCAAGAAAUGGCAUCGCAAAAUAUUGAACCUGCUAAACCAGUGAAGCGGAAUCAAACCGCUAGAAAACGUACGUACCCACUUCCUCGUGUUACAGAGUCAACCAAGGUAUUAAAGUCGAAAUUAACUGCUCGAAAAUUCACUCGUCCAAGAGGAGUGUCUCCAGUAGGGGAAGGCUAUAAAGAAGGUAUGAAUCUUAGACAACGUCAACGUCAACCUGUUCAUACCAGAACGUUGCGACCCAGGCAGAUUGCUAGGAAACAUACUCGCCGGAGAGAAGUGUCUCCAUAUGAUGAUCUCGAUGAGAAGUCUGUCAGUUACCGUCCAGCCAAGAGAAAAAGAGACAGGUCACCUCAACUGGAAACUGCAGAGAAAAAUUCUCCUGUGAGCAAAAACAAACCUGAAAGUUAUGAGUGUUCCAGCCUCGAAAACAGUCCUAACCAACACACCGUCUCCACUCAGAUAGUAGAUGUGGGGGGUCCAGAAGAUGUACUGUACUUAUCACACUUAUCGGAUUUAUCAGACGUGGAGAGUUCACUGAGCGUUGAGGAUCUAGAAGACGAACCCUACUUACCAGGGACAACUAAACAAGUUUCAAAACACCCUCAAAGUGGCCACAGUAAUGUUGACAAGAUAGCUGCGCCCCAGACACCAUUACCUAGGGUGACCUAUGCAAGACCUAGGCCUGCCCUGCAAGAAUCCGCUGGAAGCAGGUCAACAAGACCCAGGAGCCCUGCCCUGCAAGAACCCGCUAGAAGCAGGUCAACAAGACCCAGGAGCCCUGCCCUGCAAGAAUCCGCUGGAAGCAGGUCAACAAGACCCAGGCCUGCCCUGCAAGAAUCCGCUGGAAGAAGGUCAACAAGACCCAUGAGCCCUGCCCUGCAAGAAUCCGCUGGAAGCAGGUCAACAAGACCCAGGCCUGCCCUGCAAGAAUCCGCUGGAAGCAGGUCAACAAGACCCAGGAGCCCUGCCCUGCAAGAACCCGCUGGAAGCAGGUCAACAAGUUCUGAAGAAAUACUUAAGAGGAGUGGUGUGAGUAACAUCUUCAAUGCUUUGAGGGAUGUCAUGAAGAAGUCCAAGGCCAGAGCUAUCAAGACUGGAAGGAACAAUAACAAUAACAACGCGUACUAUAUGUCCCCUGAGAUACCUCUACUCAAUUCAACUUCAUUUCUCACAAGUACCUCUGAUAAACAGUCAGAUAGCAACUAAUUGUCUCAUGCAAUUUUUAUGAUAAUUAUUAUUAUUUCAUUUGCAUUAUAAACUA
Halichondria panicea is the source of this 2395-nucleotide messenger RNA. RefSeq lists its product as uncharacterized. The record is from RefSeq and is a predicted model, not a curated record. The transcript is spliced from 6 exons. The coding region runs from base 97 to 2340 and encodes 747 amino acids. NCBI's taxonomy places the organism in Eukaryota, Metazoa, Porifera, Demospongiae, Suberitida, Halichondriidae.